Messenger RNA from Zygotorulaspora mrakii, 606 nucleotides. It is a transcript of the gene RPS8A, whose product is annotated as 40S ribosomal protein eS8. Gene Ontology annotation, biological process: maturation of SSU-rRNA from tricistronic rRNA transcript (SSU-rRNA, 5.8S rRNA, LSU-rRNA); translation. Lineage: Eukaryota; Fungi; Ascomycota; Saccharomycetes; Saccharomycetales; Saccharomycetaceae. The transcript has a single exon. Bases 1 to 606 code for a protein of 201 amino acids. Gene Ontology annotation, molecular function: structural constituent of ribosome. The record is from RefSeq and is a predicted model, not a curated record. Gene Ontology annotation, cellular component: ribosome; cytosolic small ribosomal subunit.
AUGGGUAUUUCUCGUGAUUCUCGUCACAAAAGAUCCGCUACCGGUGCUAAGCGUGCUCAAUUCAGAAAGAAGAGAAAGUUCGAAUUGGGUCGUCAACCAGCCAACACCAAGAUUGGUACCAAGAGAAUUCACUCCGUUAGAACUAGAGGUGGUAACCAAAAAUUCAGAGCUUUGAGAAUCGAAACCGGUAACUUCUCAUGGGCUUCUGAAGGUAUUGCCAAGAAAACUAGAAUUGUUGGUGUUGUUUACCAUCCAUCUAACAAUGAAUUGGUUAGAACCAACACUUUGACCAAGGCUGCUAUCGUUCAAAUCGAUGCUACCCCAUUCAGACAGUGGUUUGAAGGUCACUACGGUCAAACUCUAGGUAAGAAGAGAAACACCAAGGGUGAUGAUGAAAUAGUUGCUCCAUCAAAGAGCACUGAAAAGAAGUGGGCUGCUAGAUCCGCUUCUGCUAAGAUCGAGCAAGGUGUUGACUCUCAAUUCGGUGCUGGUAGAUUGUACGCUGCCAUCUCCUCUAGACCAGGUCAAUCUGGUAGAUGUGACGGUUACAUCUUGGAAGGUGAAGAAUUAGCUUUCUACCUAAGAAGAUUGACAGCUAAGAAAUAA